Molecule: messenger RNA, 3300 nt
Organism: Arthroderma uncinatum
Lineage: Eukaryota; Fungi; Ascomycota; Eurotiomycetes; Onygenales; Arthrodermataceae
Product: transcription factor RfeD
Exons: 5
Coding region: 1-3300 (1099 amino acids)
Biological process (GO): mitochondrial transmembrane transport
Source: RefSeq, a predicted model, not a curated record
AUGCCUACACAUGACGCUGCGUCCGCGGGUGCCUUGAGCACCGGCAAGAGUACCAGCACCAGCACCAGCAACACCGUUCAGCAGACAGCGCAUGAUACCAGCACAGAUACCCGUACAAUGGCAUCCGGAUCCGCCAGCAGCACCGGCGGCAGCACCGCCAGCAGCGAAAGCGACCGCUCAGCGCAAUACAGCAGCAUCUCGACGAGCCAGAAGAUGAUAUCCGCCACCUGGGGCAGUCUCCUCACAUCUCUCCUAGUAACACCACUCGACGUCGUCCGAGUCCGUCUACAAUCUCAAACACCCGUGAUCCGGGCCUCUCUACCGUCACCAUCGACCCUACCGACACCCUCGCCACCACCGACGACUCUCACAUCCGUAACGCCAUCACCGCUCACAUUCUUCAGACACCUUCCUCCAAACCUCGGGGUGACAGCAUGCUGCCGCGAGGUCUUCUGGAUCGGCGAGAACGCGCAGACGCAGUUCUGUCUCGUCAACCAGCCGGCUCCCUCGGCAUCGAUUACCACUCCAUCCCCGUCUGCGCCCUGCGUCGUCGAGCAGCGCAAGUCAUACACAUCCACCCUCGACGGACUGCGGAAGAUAGCCCGCCACGAGGGCCCGCUGUCACUCUGGCGCGGCCUGUCUCCUACCCUGGUGAUGGCCAUACCGGCCAACGUCAUCUAUUUCACCGGCUACGACUGGCUGCGGUACGACGGCGCCAGUCCCGUGGCGAGCUAUGUGCCAGCCAGCGUGGCUCCCUUGGUAGCAGGCAGCGUGGCCCGUAUAGCCGCCGCGUCUGCCAUCAGUCCCAUUGAGAUGUUCCGGACUCGACUACAGGCGAUGCCGGUGGGCAGCGGAGUGCACGGAUCGGGCCACUUCAAGGCCACCCUGCGAGAUCUGGGCGGCCUGGUGCGCAGAGAAGGGUAUACCUCCUUAUGGCGAGGGCUGACACUCACCAUGUGGCGAGACGUGCCCUUCUCCGGCCUAUACUGGUGGGGAUACGAGCGCAUCAAGCGGCAACUAGAGUCGAUGCGAGGCCACGCCUUUCCCCAUACCUACUCAGACCCGGUCCUGGCAUCGUCUCCUCCUUCUUCAUCUACUUCUACAGCUGUAUCAUCGCCCAGCUCGUCGGUGGUGUUUGUGGAGAGCUUCACGGCCGGCGCGGUGUCGGGAGCUCUGUCGGCGCUGGUGACGACGCCGUUCGACGUGGGCAAGACGAGACAGCAGGUGUCCGCGGGCGCGUCCUCGUCGAUACCGCGGUUCCUGCUGAAGAUCGUGCAGGACGAGGGCAUCGCUGGGCUGUUUCGCGGGUGGGCGGCGCGCUGUCUCAAGGUAGCGCCUGCAUGUGCGAUCAUGAUCUCCAGCUACGAGGUCGGCAAGCAGCUCGCCAGCGACUCUCAUAAGGAAGCUCCCCCAGCUCGGGCUGUCCCCGCCCUUGCCCACUUGCUUCUUCUUCUUCCUUACUUCAACUUCAACUUCAUCUUCUCGACAUCACGACUUCACCUCACCUCGACAUCCUCGCCAUCUCGACCUCGACAUCAGCUCACGCACAGAGCUAAUGCUGAUGCUGCGGCCAUGCCCCGUCCGUCUCUUACAAGCUCCUUCUCGGUCUCAGACGCCACCAACGAGGUCGUCUGCCCGCUAGCCAACAACGACGGGUCCAACUGCCGCAAGCGAUGUCUAGGCGAGAAGAGAUACCGCUCAAUGCAGGAGCACAUCCGCCGUGCGCACCCGAACCACUACAUCCCAAAGCUGCCGGCCACGGAGGAGAGCUUCCAGCUCAUGGUCAACACCCCGCCGCAGCAGCAGCAGCAGACACAGCAACAGACACAGGUCCAGGCGAGGGAGAAGGAUGUCGAGCAUCCAGCAGCCACGACGGCCGCGGUUGCGUUGGCUCAGCUGCAGCAGCAUCAUCGGCUGGACUGGGACUCGGAACCGGACGACACCGAUAUCCGCUCCGUCGAGCUGCCGCCCAUCCGUGACCUACGAGACUCCUUCCAUCCACGGCAGCGAGAGCUCCUCCCGUCCAUCCUCCACCCGCACCAGCACCAGCAGCAACACCAGCAACACCAACACCAGCAGCACUCGCACUCGCACCACACCCACUCGCCGCCAGGUCGCUCGUCGACCCUCCCGCCCAUCCACCGCAGCCAGAAGAUCCAGCGCUCGCGUAAGGGGUCUCUCACCCACUCACAGUCCGCCCGCAAGGCGAAACACGACCGCAACAGGUCAAAGGACUUCAAGGACUUUAGAGACAUCACCCGGCGUCGAUCGCUCAACGAACGCAAAGCCCUCUCUGCCGAGCCCCAGACGGCUGCCGCUUGGGUCCAGGGCAAGCGAUGGGAGGACCUGAUCGAAGCUGCCACCUCGGCUACAGAGGUCGACGAUCGAGACAUCACUCCCGUGCCCCAGUCGCCGCCGCCUACUUCUUCCUCCUCCUUUCAGCCUCUCUCGCCCUCGUUUCGGUCAUUGGCAAGUCUCAAACAUCGCUCUUCCGUCCCGCCGGCUUUUCAGUCCCCGACGAGCACCAACCCGAACUCUACUUCCAUCACCUCCCAGCCAACCGUGACUUCUCACCCUCUACAGCCACCGUACACCGCCUCGCCUUUGCAAAAGUCUCUCACCCCUCCACCGUUUCACCGUGAGCGAGAUACCGACCUCGAACCUUUCCCGUCCAUCGAAUCAAGCAUGGAUGUGACGAAGCCGUAUCUCUCCCCUCCCAGGCCAGUCACCUCCUACCCGCAGCAGCAGCAACAGCAGCAGCACAUCUACCAGCAUCCCCACCCGCACCCGCACGCUCACCAUCCCUUACACCCUCUCCAUCCCCGCCAUCGCCUCUCAAACCCUACCCCUUUCACCUCUACCUCAGCCUCCACCUCCUCCUCCAGCGUAUCCGUAUCAAGGGAUAAAGACCUGCACAUCCACAUCUAUUGUGCCUCGUGCUCUCGUCCCCGAGCCGUCCGGGACUGCUUUGCAUGCACGGAAUGCAUCUGCGGCGUCUGCAGGGACUGUAUACCCUCCUUAUCCCUGUCCAUGCAUUCAGCAUCCACCUCCGCAUCCACGGUGGGUGCAAUGGGUAUCUCCGUACUCAACCUUGGCCCGACCAGCAGUCCACGUGCCGGCGGGGGCGGCAGUCCCGGCGGUGUGAACAGGCUGGCCAGGAGUAAUAGCACGAACACCACCAUGUCGAACCACUCGAGCGUCAAUGCCAAUGGUAAGAGUGACGGUAGGCAGGGCCGAGGAUGUCCACGAUGCGGCAUCGUUGGCGGCAAGUGGAGAGCAUUCCAGUUAGAUUUCCGAUGA